UGGGCGGGGCUUGAGUUUGUAAGAGAGAGAACGUUUCUGCAGGACUCACAGUGUCUGGGCUUCAGACUCCAGCACAAUCAUGCUCUUCAUCCCGGGUCUGUCUGCUCUUGAUCCUGUCAUGUAGUUUCUGAAGUGACCCAGAUUUUCUACAGACUGGAAGAGAUUGUUGGCGUUUGAGGAUGUUUUCAUUCAUUCUGUUAUCAGCUCUGGUCCUGUGUGGAUGUGCACAGUAUUCAAGCGACCAGUGCAGCUGGAGAGGAAGUGGUCUGACACACGAGUAUCACACACGGGACGUGGAGCAGGUGUACCUGCGCUGUGCCGAGGGCUCUCUGGAGUGGCUCUAUCCCACAGGAGCCAUCAUCGUCAACCUGAGGCCCAACCUGCCGUCCGCCGAGGGUCAGCUGCGCGCCUGUGUCAAGCCGCGGCCGGACUCGUGCGGGGCCAGGCUGUAUGUGGAGCGGGCCGGAGCGCUGCGACUGCUGCUGACGGAGGAGGACCAGGCGGCGGGACGCGUGCGCUGCUUCAGUCUACAGGAGGGGGCGCUGUUCGUGGAGGCCUCCGCCCGCCGGGACAUCAGCCGGAGAAUCACUGCCUUUCAGUACCAGCUGAUCUCCACACACACCCCCGCCAGAGACCAGCCCCGCUCACAUACAGCUUCAUGCAGACCCUGCGCAGAUGACGAGCUGCUGAUGGCGAUCUGUACCAGUGACUUCGCGGUGCGCGGCAGUAUUCAUCAUGUGGAGGAGGAGGAGGAGGAGGAUGAAGAUCAGGUGUCAGUGGUGGUGUCGUUGAGUCACGUGUACCGUCAGAAGAGCCGUGUGUUUGUGUCGGGCGGCGGGGGGCGCGGGCGCGGCCGGUGGACGGGUCGUGUGAAGAUGCAGCGGCGGUGCGACCCGCGGGCGGGACAGGGCGAGUUCCUCUUCACAGGAGCCGUACGGUUCGGGGAAGCCUGGCUGAGAUGUGCUCCGCUUUAUAAAGACUUCAUCAGAGUGUACCACGCAGCUCUGGACGAGGGAACGAACCCCUGCCACAUACACACGGACUGAGACACACAACUAUCCUCUGCUGAACUGAACCCACUCUCAAAUCACAUGGAAACAUAGCUUUUUUCAGGACUUGGUCCAAGGUCGCAUUUUAUCCCAAAAUCUAAAUAAAUAAAUAUAACAUUUAGGAUACUUCAAUAAAAGUUGGAUUAUUUUAUAACCAGGUUAUGAAAUAAUUGUUAUAAUAAUUAAAUAAAUUGCCCCUCUAUAAUUGUCAUUUAUCAUUUUCAGCUGGGUUUCUUUAGAUUUAUUACGAUCAACUGUUUUAAUUUUGCAGUAAUACUAUUAAUCAGCAUAAACUAAAUCUAAAUUAAAUCCUACCAUUAUGAAUAAAUAUUUCACUUAUUUCA
Molecule: messenger RNA, 1393 nt
Organism: Carassius auratus (goldfish)
Lineage: Eukaryota; Metazoa; Chordata; Actinopteri; Cypriniformes; Cyprinidae
Product: meteorin-like protein
Exons: 4
Coding region: 180-1046 (288 amino acids)
Biological process (GO): positive regulation of brown fat cell differentiation; energy homeostasis
Molecular function (GO): hormone activity
Source: RefSeq, a predicted model, not a curated record